AUGUCAUCUAAUGACAACACCGCCUCCGGCGCCAGCGGCCGUUCACAGACUGUCUCCCGCAACAGCACCAACAAUGCCAGUGGUCGCAACAACCACGUCCCUGCGAACCCGAGCGGCCUGAGGAAUGUUGUCGAUCCUUCCGAAGACGCUACCGCUACCGAAAACCACAGCAGCAGACGUAACGGCACCCAGAACGGCACCGAUAACAAUGGAGACGCCGGUCCCAGCGACUCAAGAUCCCCUACUCGACAUGCCGCUUCCGAAACAACAAGCCUCCUACGGGGUGUCCACGACGACCACCAACCUCAUGAAGGGCAAUGCAACCACGGCACUUUUUCCCCCCGACCCUCGAGUCCCACGAGCAUCCUCUCGUCCGAACCCUCUUUCGCGACGUCGGAAUCUUCAACCUCCCGCAUGAUCGAGAACUUUCUCGGUACCAUCACCGGCAACUCAAACGAUCCGGACUGGCGGCGGAAGUUGGCACGGAAAAUCAGGAGCAAGAAGAUGCACACGUCUCAGGAGCUGGCCCGAGAGCACGGUAUCCGCGACUCGCCGCUCAUGUACCUCUCCUACUACAUACCCUGCAUCACCUGGAUGAGUCAGUACAAGCGUUCGUAUCUCAAGGGCGACUUGAUUGCUGCCGUUACCAUUGCCGGGAUGUACCUGCCGAUGGCCCUGUCCCUGGCCGACAACCUUGCCCACGUUCCGCCCAUCAACGGCCUGUAUGGCUUCGUCUUCCAGCCCUUCGUGUACGCUCUCCUUGGCAGCUCUCCGCAGAUGAUGGUUGGUCCCGAGGCCGCAGGGUCACUGCUGGUGGGAAGCGUUGUCAAGUCAACACUCGACCGCACGUCCGGGACUCCGAGCUCCAUGCGGGGAGGUGCCGAGGACGACGCCGAGCUGCAGGCCAAGGUCUGCGGCAUAGUAGGCGGGAUCGCCGCGGCUACCGUCUUUAUUGCUGGUUUGACGCGCCUCGGAUUUCUCGACAGUGUACUCUCGCGGCCGUUCCUCCGGGGUUUCAUCUCGGCCAUCGGUGUCGUUAUUGGCGUCGAUCAACUGAUCCCCGAACUUGGUCUGAACAAGGUCGCGGCUGCCACCCCUGCCGUCUCCCACGGCAGCAGCAUGGAUAAGCUGCGGUUCAUGUUUGACAAUCUCGACCAGGUUCACAAGAUGACGGCUCUUGUAGCUGGCGUGAGCUUUGCUGUCAUUAUGGUUGCGAGGGAAACGAAACGCCGUCUCCAGCCCCGUUAUCCUGGCGUCGCAUACAUCCCGGAUCGGUUCAUUGUUGUUGUCUUGUCGGCAUGGCUUGCAUACUAUUUCGAAUGGGAGAAGCAUGGCGUCCAAAUCUUGGGUACUGUCAAGGCAGCUUCGGGUCGGCCGUUUACAUUUCGCUGGCCUUUCCAGCCCUCUCACGUGGUACAGAUUCGCGACGCCAUGGGCACCUCGUUCCUCCUUGCUAUGCUGGGCUUCUUCGAGUCGUCCGUAGCGGCCAAGAGUCUUGGUGACCAGACAAUAUUCCCAGACAUUCAGCUGAGUCCGAACAGGGAGCUCAUCGCACUCGGCGCUGCCAACCUCCUAGGUUCUUGCUUCAUGAGCCUGCCGGCCUUUGGAGGGUAUGGCAGGAGCAAGGUAAAUCGUCAGACUGGUGGCAAGACGCCCAUGAGCUCUCUUUUUGUCAGCUUCAUCGCCUUGAUGGUUAUCCUCUUUGGCUUGAAACUGUUCUACUACUUGCCCAAACCGGUACUGUCAUCUCUGAUCAGCGUGGUCGCCUGGUCCCUCAUCGAAGAAUGCCCCCACGACAUUUACUUCUUUCUCCGCAUCCGUGCGUGGCAAGAGUUGUCACUCAUGUUCCUCAUCGUGCUGACGACAAUCUUUUUCUCUCUCAACAUGGGCAUUGCCAUUGGAAUCGGCAUCUCUCUGCUUCUUGUGAUCCGGAACUCGACGAUGCCGCGCAUCCAGAUUCUCGGCCGCAUCCCCGGAACGAACCGGUUCGAGAAUGCAGAGGCCCACCCGGAAAGACUUGAAUUUGUCGAGGGUUGCCUGAUCGUCAAGAUCCCGGAGCCACUGACAUUUGCCAACACUGGCCAGCUCAAAAACAGACUGCGACGGCUGGAACUGUACGGCACCAACAAAGCGCACCCGGCGCUGCCCCGACUGCGAUCCCAGGUCGAGAACAAGAACAUCAUAUUCGAUGUCCACGGCGUCACCAGCAUGGACGGAUCGGGCACGCAGGUACUCGAGGAGAUUGUUAGGAGCUACCGGGACCGCGGCGUCAGGGUCUUCUUCAGUCGGUUGCCGUCAAGGGACAGCAGCCAUGUAUGGAAGCUCAUGGAAAACAGCGGCAUAGUGGAAAUGGUGGGCGGGGUCGAUCACUUUGUCGACGACGUGCACGAGGCGCUGCGGUUGACCGAGGGUCCCAGUUCUGGGGAUCUUGCGGCUGCUUCUUGA
Messenger RNA from Pyricularia pennisetigena, 2445 nucleotides. RefSeq lists its product as uncharacterized. The transcript has 3 exons. Bases 1 to 2445 code for a protein of 814 amino acids. Gene Ontology annotation, molecular function: sulfate transmembrane transporter activity. NCBI's taxonomy places the organism in Eukaryota, Fungi, Ascomycota, Sordariomycetes, Magnaporthales, Pyriculariaceae. Gene Ontology annotation, cellular component: membrane. Gene Ontology annotation, biological process: transmembrane transport. The record is from RefSeq and is a predicted model, not a curated record.